AACAAUUACUAGUUUAUUACUUUAUUUUCAUUUCGAAAAAGAAAAGAAGAACUCCUUAUCAUCUUUCUGAAAGACUGAACCGGCUUCUGUUUGGGAAAGGCCAUUAUCCUUAACAGAGUCCAUGUGAUGUCGUUGCUGCUGCCACUACCUCAACCUUCCGCAACACUUUCUCCAUUCACCGUCGUUACUUCCACUCUUCGCCUUAAACCCUUACCCUCCCUUAAACCUCCACGUUCCACUCCAAACUCCACACUUUCCAUUUCCGUCUCUCCACCAACAACUGAUUCAAAUGUAACCACUCCAAAGAAGGUUCUUCUUCCAAUCGGUUUCGGCACCGAGGAAAUGGAAGCCGUUAUCUUAAUUCACGUCCUCCGUCGUGCCGGUGCUAAUGUUACCGUAGCUUCUGUUGAGCCUCAACUUCAAAUUGAAGCUGCCGGAGGUACCAAAUUAGUUGCCGACACUUCAAUUUCCAAUUGCUACGAUCAAAUUUUUGACCUCAUAGCUUUACCGGGUGGAAUGCCUGGUUCAGCAAGAUUAAGGGAUUGUGAUGUGCUGAAAAGAAUCACAUGUAAACAAGCUGAGGAAAAUAGGCUCUAUGGUGCUAUUAAUGCUGCUCCUGCUGUCACCCUUUUGCCUUGGGGUCUUUUGAAGAGAAAGAAGGUAACCUGUCACCCUGCAUUUUUCCACAAGCUUCCAACGUUUUGGGCGGUUAAAACAAACAUUCAGGUUUCAAAAGGGCUGACAACCAGCCGCGGCCCUGGAACUGCUUACAUGUUUGCUUUAACCUUGACUGAGCAGCUAUUUGGGGAGUGUGUUGCAAGGGAGGUUGCUGAAUUCUUGUUGAUGAGAACUGAUGACGAUAAUGUAUCCAAGAAGGAGUUCAAUGAAAUUGAGUGGUCUGUUGGCCACCAUCCCCCUACUGUUCUCAUCCCAAUUGCACAUGGUUCUGAAGAGAUUGAAGUAGUGACACUGAUAGAUAUUCUAAGGAGAGCAAAAGCCAAUGUCAUAGUUGCUUCUGUUGAGAAAACUCUUGGUGUCAUGGCUUCUCAAGGAACCAAAAUUGUUGCUGAUAAAUUAAUUAGUGAUGUUAAAGAGUCAGCACAUGAUUUGAUUAUUCUCCCGGGAGGAACUGCUGGCGCUCAAAGGCUAAGCAAAUCUAGAAUUCUGAAAAAGCUUCUCAAAGAACAAAAUUCAGCUGGAAGAAUAUACGGAGCCGUCUGCUCCUCACCUGCUAUUUUACACAAACAAGGUUUACUUAAGGACAAGAAAGCCACAGCUCAUCCCUCUGUCUUAGACAAGCUUGAAGAUGGAGCUGUAAAUGAUGCCGUGGUAGUUAUUGAUGGCAAACUGAUCACUAGUGAGGGACUUUCCACUGUUACGGAUUUUGCGUUGGCUAUUGUGGGCAAGUUAUUUGGGAAUGGAAGAGCAAGAAGUGUAGCAGAAGGUCUUGUUUUUGCGUAUCCCAAGAAAUAGAGCAUGUAGUUUUAAUUACUUUGUUGGGGAUUAGGUUACAUAGAAAAAGUAUAGAUAGUGUACCUCCCAGCCCUGAUUUGUUUUCAGGCUGUACCAAACUCAUAUCUCCUUUUGCUCCUCGUGCUGAAUAGUUGAAUGAUACUACCCAUCACCAUCUCCUCUGAGUCUCAUUUUUCGAGGGAUGGUUGUACAAGAAAAAAUACCUGCAGGUUACACGAAAUUAGAACCUUAGUUUCAACAUGGUUGAACAUGUGAUGUGAUUCUACACCUCAAGGCAUUGUUGUCAAGUAUAAUUUCCAAA
Trifolium pratense (red clover) is the source of this 1774-nucleotide messenger RNA. RefSeq names its product protein DJ-1 homolog C. Lineage: Eukaryota; Viridiplantae; Streptophyta; Magnoliopsida; Fabales; Fabaceae. The record is from RefSeq and is a predicted model, not a curated record. Gene Ontology annotation, cellular component: cytosol; nucleus. The transcript has 7 exons. Gene Ontology annotation, molecular function: protein deglycase activity. Gene Ontology annotation, biological process: protein deglycation, glyoxal removal; guanine deglycation, glyoxal removal. Bases 127 to 1473 code for a protein of 448 amino acids.